GAGUCGGAAGUGGGAACCCUUUGGCCCCUGAGACUGUCGUGUCGUCGCUGCUGGCCCUUCAGGCUCUGCCCCUCCCCCUAGGUCUGGAUGGAGGAUACCUUAAAGUGAAAUGACAGACCAGGAGAAUAACAACAACAUCUCAAGUAACCCCUUUGCUGCUCUUUUUGGCUCCCUGGCUGAUGCCAAGCAGUUUGCAGCAAUCCAAAAAGAGCAGCUGAAGCAGCAAUCUGAUGAACUCCCAGCUAGCCCGGAUGAUUCGGAUAAUAGUGUGUCAGAGAGCCUGGAUGAAUUUGAUUACUCUGUGGCUGAGAUCAGCCGCUCAUUCCGGUCACAGCAAGAGAUAUGUGAGCAACUCAACAUCAAUCACAUGAUCCAAAGGAUCUUCCUCAUUACUCUGGAUAACAGUGAUCCUAGCUUGAAAAGUGGGAAUGGCAUCCCCAGCCGUUGUGUGUAUUUGGAAGAAAUGGCAGUAGAACUGGAAGAUCAAGACUGGCUUGAUAUGAGCAACGUUGAGCAGGCCAUCUUUGCUCGCUUAUUACUUCAAGAUCCAGGAAACCACUUGAUUAACAUGACUUCUUCUACAACAUUAAAUCUGUCUGCUGAUCGAGAUGCAGGAGAGAGGCACAUUUUUUGUUACCUUUAUUCCUGCUUCCAAAGAGCCAAGGAAGAGAUUACCAAAGUUCCAGAGAACCUGCUACCCUUUGCAGUACAGUGCAGGAACCUCACUGUGUCAAAUACCCGAACAGUUCUCCUCACCCCAGAGAUCUAUGUUGACCAAAACAUCCAUGAACAAUUGGUAGAUUUGAUGUUGGAAGCCAUCCAAGGAGCCCAUUUUGAAGAUGUAACUGAAUUUCUAGAAGAGGUCAUUGAAGCCUUGAUACUAGAUGAGGAAGUUCGAACAUUUCCUGAAGUCAUGAUUCCAGUGUUUGAUAUUUUAUUGGGCCGAAUAAAAGAUCUGGAGCUGUGCCAGAUCCUGUUGUAUGCAUAUCUAGAUAUUCUUCUCUAUUUCACUAGGCAAAAGGAUAUGGCAAAGGUUUUUGUAGAGUACAUUCAACCUAAGGACCCAAGCAAUGGGCAGAUGUACCAGAAGACCUUGCUGGGAGUCAUUCUGAAUAUCUCCUGCUUAUUAAAGACUCCGGGUGUGGUAGAAAAUCAUGGCUACUUCCUGAAUCCAUCUCGGUCCAGUCCUCAGGAGAUCAAAGUACAGGAGGCCAACAUCCAUCAGUUCAUGGCUCAGUUCCAUGAAAAGAUCUACCAGAUGCUGAAGAACUUACUCCAGCUCUCUCCAGAAACCAAACACUGUAUCUUAUCCUGGCUGGGAAACUGUUUGCAUGCAAAUGCAGGCCGCACCAAGAUUUGGGCCAAUCAGAUGCCAGAAAUCUUCUUCCAGAUGUAUGCCUCGGAUGCCUUCUUUCUGAAUCUGGGUGCUGCUCUCCUGAAGCUAUGCCAGCCAUUUUGCAAACCCAAGUCCUCUCGGCUUCUCACCUUUAAUCCUACUUACUGUGCCCUGAAGGAGUUAAAUGAUGAAGAACGAAAAAUAAAAAAUGUACACAUGAGAGGUUUGGACAAAGAAACCUGUUUGAUCCCAGCUGUGCAGGAGCCAAAGUUUCCCCAGAACUACAACCUUGUAACAGAGAACCUUGCACUGACAGAGUAUACCUUGUACUUGGGAUUUCACAGGUUGCAUGAUCAGAUGGUAAAAAUCAACCAAAAUCUGCAUCGGCUACAGGUUGCCUGGAGGGAUGCUCAGCAGAGUUCUAGCCCUGCUGCUGACAACCUCCGUGAACAGUUUGAACGACUGAUGACCAUCUAUCUUUCAACCAAGACUGCCAUGACUGAGCCACAGAUGCUACAAAACUGCCUAAAUUUGCAGGUGUCCAUGGCUGUUCUGCUGGUUCAACUGGCCAUAGGCAAUGAGGGCUCACAGCCAAUAGAGCUAACUUUUCCUUUGCCAGAUGGCUACAGCUCUUUGGCUUAUGUGCCAGAAUUUUUUGCAGAUAACCUCGGUGAUUUCCUCAUUUUUCUCCGCCGCUUUGCCGAUGACAUCUUGGAGACAUCAGCAGAUUCCUUGGAGCAUGUCCUUCACUUUAUCACCAUUUUCACUGGGAGCAUAGAAAGAAUGAAGAAUCCUCACUUAAGGGCUAAACUAGCUGAGGUGCUGGAAGCAGUGAUGCCCCACCUGGAUCAGACCCCAAAUCCCUUGGUAUCCAGUGUGUUCCACCGGAAGCGUGUGUUCUGCAAUUUUCCACAUGCACCCCAACUUGCAGAAGCUCUAAUCAAGGUUUUUGUGGACAUCGAGUUUACAGGAGACCCCCAUCAAUUUGAACAGAAGUUUAAUUACCGCCGUCCCAUGUAUCCCAUCCUAAGAUACAUGUGGGGAACAGAUACGUAUCGGGAGAGCAUUAAGGAUUUGGCUGACUAUGCCUCUAAGAAUUUAGAAGCUAUGAACCCUCCACUUUUCCUCCGCUUUCUUAACCUGCUAAUGAAUGAUGCCAUCUUCCUUUUGGAUGAAGCUAUACAGUAUUUGAGCAAGAUAAAGAUCCAGCAGAUUGAGAAGGACCGAGGUGAAUGGGAUAGUCUGACCCCAGAAGCCCGCCGAGAGAAAGAGGCUGGCCUGCAGAUGUUUGGGCAGUUGGCACGUUUUCAUAACAUAAUGUCCAAUGAAACAAUUGGUACACUUGCCUUCCUAACAUCAGAGAUCAAAUCACUUUUCGUGCAUCCUUUUCUGGCUGAGCGCAUCAUCUCUAUGCUGAACUACUUCCUGCAGCACCUGGUUGGGCCCAAGAUGGGUGCCUUAAAAGUCAAGGACUUCAGCGAAUUUGACUUCAAACCCCAGCAGCUUGUAUCAGAUAUCUGCACUAUCUACUUAAAUCUUGGGGAUGAGGAGAAUUUCUGUGCCACUGUGCCCAAGGAUGGACGUUCCUAUUCCCCAACUCUCUUUGCACAGACAGUUCGAGUCCUGAAGAAAAUAAAUAAGCCUGGGAAUAUGAUUGUGGCUUUUAGUAAUCUGGCAGAGAAAAUCAAGUCUCUUGCAGACCUCCAACAACAAGAAGAGGAGACCUAUGCAGAUGCCUGUGAUGAGUUCCUGGAUCCUAUCAUGAGCACACUGAUGUCUGACCCUGUGGUGCUGCCAUCUUCCAGAGUCACUGUGGAUAGGUCCACCAUUGCCAGACAUUUGCUCAGUGACCAAACAGAUCCUUUUAACCGCAGUCCCCUCACCAUGGAUCAGAUCCGGCCAAACACUGAACUAAAAGAAAAAAUCCAACGGUGGCUUGCAGAGAGGAAACAACAGCAAAAGGAGCAACUUGAAUAAAUACUGUGAACUAAGCAAACCAAAAACCAACCCCAGAGUGUAGAUAAACAAUUGGUUUCUUUUUUUUUUUUUUAGUUCUGUUCCUUUCCUUUUUUUUUUCUUUCCUCCUUUUCUUUUUUCUUUUUUUUCAUCUUCUUUAUUAAAUUUUAGAACUGCUUUUGCUCAAAUUAUGAUAAUUAAGAUUUCUGAGAAUUUGUCAGUGCUCCCCUGGCUUGCAGGAAAUUAUACUUCUUAUAAUCACCCAGUGAUUAUAAAUCACUAAUUUUCAGCCUUUUUUCUCUAUUCCUAUUUUUCCUACCUUAUUAGUUCAACUGCUAAAACUUCCCUCCACUUUACUAUUUUUCUCCCCAAGUACUGCCCAGACAUUUUUAGUGAGCAGUACUUUGUAAGUCUGCAGUGUCACGUAUUUCAAUGACAGUUGAUAUAACCAGAAAAUCCUGCAUUAUCCUGCAAAUUUACUAGUCCUCAUGAUCUGGACUUAAGCCCUUAUACUUGUUAUAGCUCUAUGAUGUUACAAAACAACAUUUCACAUAAAAGCAGAUACCUUGAUGUUCGUGUUGACUUUUGAAUAAGAUGAUAGAUUUUUUUUAAAAGGAAUCUUAUGCAACUUCUGUUGAUAGCUCUUAAUUUUGUGUUAUCUUGUAACUCAAGAUAUUAUCACAAACACACACUCUCUCAUGGGGUUGUCACCACCAAAACUUCAGCCCUGCAGCCUUUUUAUGAGGAUUAAUGAUUGGGCAAACUUGCAUUUUAGACACUUAAGUCAAAAAAUUAUGGGGUGAAGGGAUUAAUAAACUAUUAGACCUUUUUUCUCUUAUAAAAAUCUAUUGUUACAAAGACUAGACCUGAUUAGAAGUUAGGCAACAAAUAUUGUAAACAUGAAAAACAUCAUAUAAGACACUAAUAUCAACAGUAUAUCUCACACAUACAUACAUACCAUGUACUUUUUUAUAUUGGUAUAAUAUAAAUUGAGUGCCACUUUCUGUUGUCUCUUCCAUAGUAAGAUAUAUGCAGUGUGUGGCCAUGUUUACUCAGAUACUCAUUCUAGACAGGUGAAAUUCUGAGACUAUAAAAUGUAUAUAUUUAAUGUUUGUUUGGGCUUGUGGCCUGGCCUCUAAGAGCUGCUUCUAACAUAGCCUUGGGUCAUCAAUUAAUAAAGUAGGAAUUUGAGCAAAACCUUGUCCACAAGCCAUUUAGUAUCCACUUAGCCCCAAGUAGUUAGUAAGUGGAAGUACCCCACUUUUACAAGUUGGGCCUGAGUUCCCUACUUAAUUGUGUAGCUUAACAUGCCAAGUGAGGGACAUUCCCCUAUGGAUUGUCUUUACAUUAGUAUUCAUCUAAGCCCAGAGAUAUCAUAAGGGACAAGAAAAGUGAUACAAUUUAGAAAUAGGGAUCAUUGCUUUUUUUAGAGGACAUCGUUAACUACGGCCUCUUUCAAAUAUGAUAGUAGUUUUACAAUAUUCUAGCACAAGUUGCUAUAAGGAGUCCUUGAUGUGUUUUUGAUAAUCAGCUGGAAAACUCAAAUCAGAUUGGGCCUACCACCCAUGAUAGAAAAUAGACGUCUAUUGCUGCACUUAUAAAUGAAAAGGGAAUCUGGGACACCUGCAAAAUGCCAGAAUGUAAGAUUAAUUCAUUGUGUUCCCCAGGCCUUUUAAGGUGUGGGUUGAUAGGACUUAUAAAGUCAGUUUCAUUUCAUAUUUAUUUUCCUUAUUUUUUUUCUCUGAGAGUGACCUGUGUAUAAAAUAAACUUCUACGUAUAUGUACUUGCAUUAUCUUCCGAAUCCAAUCUAAUAGGAUGUUUUCAUUUUAAGAAGGAGGAAAAAACAGUUUUGUAGAAUAAAGAGGAAAAUGGGCACAAAACCUCAGAAGGCAGCUGUUUGCAGAAGCUUUCUAGCUAACAACCUCUAUGCUGCCUCCAGUAUCUGUUUUGUACUUUGCCUUCAGAUUGUACGCCUUUUCUGGCAAGCUUUUUUUUUUUUUUUUUUUUUUUGUAAUAUAUAAAACUCUUUUCCUGAGCCUCUUUAUGAAUAGCUGUGGCACCAUUAAUGCUGCUGAAUAUCUUUAAACUUAUCACAAAAGCAAGUGUGUAGCUUAAGGACACUAUUGGUAAGGAACCAAGUGUCCUCUGUGCCUUCUUUCUUUCUGUGAAGUAACUUAGGAUGUCAAAAAAAUUGAGACAUUAAAUAAGUUAUCAUCUUGGUACAAUAUGGUGCAUAUAUGCAUUUGGAUAUGUAAGGAGGUGCUUUGUCCGGAACUCAGCAGCAGCUCUAAAUCUUUAAGAGUAGAUAUGUGACAUACAUAGUUUUAUGUGUUGGCUUUGCUGGAGUAUGAUAGGAAAAUGAAGACUCUAAUCAGCUCUGGUAUUGCUCAUAACUUACCAAGAGGCUAAUACUUUGGAAAAUUAUUUAAAUAGGUUUUAUCAAGCAGUUUUUUUUUUUUUAGUAUAGUUUUUAAUAUGUGAAAGCUGAAGGAAAUUAGAGGUAUUUUAAUGGUGCAGGUGAAGGCACCUGUUGCUGUUUGGGAUCACACCCUACAAAAGCUUCAUGACUUUAUUUGAUGCUGGUUUCUAAGCAGCCACUGUACGGGGUAUAAGUCUACUGGGUGCCUUUACAAGCCAGAGGCUGAUGCUGCACUGUUGUCAUGCAAGGAAAUAAUGUACAUGCUCUAACAGCAAAACAGGAAAGGAACCUAGAAACAAAAUGAAGAGCAAAACAUCAAAAUGGUUGACUAAAGUAAAACUUGAUCAACAUAACUAUUUUGAAACAUUCCAGGAAGGUUACUUCUUGUCCUACUUGCCUGGGGGUGUUUGUUCAAACUUGUAUUUAAUAAAUGAACACCUGACUUACAA
This is a messenger RNA of Marmota flaviventris (yellow-bellied marmot), 6161 nucleotides long. It is a transcript of the gene Ube4a, whose product is annotated as ubiquitination factor E4A. NCBI's taxonomy places the organism in Eukaryota, Metazoa, Chordata, Mammalia, Rodentia, Sciuridae. The record is from RefSeq and is a predicted model, not a curated record. Gene Ontology annotation, biological process: protein polyubiquitination; ERAD pathway; ubiquitin-dependent protein catabolic process. Gene Ontology annotation, cellular component: ubiquitin ligase complex; cytoplasm; nucleus. Gene Ontology annotation, molecular function: ubiquitin-ubiquitin ligase activity.